Molecule: messenger RNA, 1011 nt
Organism: Fonsecaea erecta
Lineage: Eukaryota; Fungi; Ascomycota; Eurotiomycetes; Chaetothyriales; Herpotrichiellaceae
Exons: 2
Coding region: 1-1011 (336 amino acids)
Source: RefSeq, a predicted model, not a curated record
AUGGCAAGUCGCAUUGGCCGACUCAUUCAUAGUCGAAUCUCUGAAGUGGCCGAGGGCGAUCUUACAGGCUGGGACGGAAACUUUCAGCCGGCGCACCUUGAAUGGGGACAUCGUCCCAGCUUCAACAAACUUAUUCCAAGGUUCAUCGCAAAUAUUGAUCACCGGCUUUGUGCAAACACGACGAGAACCAUAGUGCGCACCCAUGAUGUCGAUUUCUCUGUCUUCUCCACAGAAGAAGUCCAAAACACAGAUAACCACGCUGAUGGCGUUGGUUUCACCUCAAAAGAGGCGGUGAUUGACAUGAACAAUGCAGAGCGCUACGGCCUCGCAAUCACCGAUGAGUACGCUGGGUACUUUUCAUCCAGCGGACUUCGUAACGACGCAAAACUGGAUCUUUCUGAUCCCGAAAACGCUUGUUACGUGGAUGACACCAGCGAAGGGAAAACCAAUCCCUAUCGCGUCCAAGACGCUGUUACCGGCGAGCAGGAAAUAACACAACGCGAAGAUACCAGCGCUCCCAUAGCCAUGACAAACAUCUACCUUCGUCCCGCGGUCAGUGCGGACAUCCGCGGUAUGAAAGCCAUUCUGAAUGGGCAUAUUGCCCGGGGCGUUCGGCCCUCAGAACUGUCAGAAAUCACUGACGACGACAUGCACCAGCGGCUUGAUCUUUCAACCCAAGCUCGCCUACCAUACAUCGCCGCCGUGGAACGGAACCGUAAAAACACCCGCACCAAGUCUCGUAAGGUCCCGAGAGUCAAUCCCAACCAUCCCAUCCAAAAUAUCGACCCUAACUACGAUGGCCUCGUGAAGGAUGAGCCCAUCGGCGGCUGGGCUGCUGCCACAGACUGGUCAGCGUCUGAUUACGUUGAAACCAUCACAGCGGAACUGGAGCUGCAUAUGGCGCCUGGUCACUGCAAAUCAGGUGUGGGACGAUGCUUGAUGGACGCUCUACUGGAUGCUACAGACCGCGGAUACCUGGCACCGGAGAUUUUCGAGUUGCACCGGAGAUAA